Saccharomyces mikatae IFO 1815 is the source of this 2232-nucleotide messenger RNA. RefSeq names its product bifunctional glycerol-3-phosphate/glycerone-phosphate O-acyltransferase GPT2 (gene GPT2). The transcript has a single exon. Gene Ontology annotation, molecular function: glycerone-phosphate O-acyltransferase activity; glycerol-3-phosphate O-acyltransferase activity. The record is from RefSeq and is a predicted model, not a curated record. The coding region runs from base 1 to 2232 and encodes 743 amino acids. Gene Ontology annotation, cellular component: endoplasmic reticulum membrane. Gene Ontology annotation, biological process: phospholipid biosynthetic process. NCBI's taxonomy places the organism in Eukaryota, Fungi, Ascomycota, Saccharomycetes, Saccharomycetales, Saccharomycetaceae.
AUGUCUACUGCCGCUGCCCAUCAUAACGCUGCAAAAUCUGUUGCUCAUGUACCUCAGGCGUCCCGACGGUACAGGAACUCAUACAAUGGAUUCGUGUACAAUAUCCAUACGUGGCUGUAUGACCUUUCCGUGUUUCUUUUUAAUAUUCUGUUCACUAUUUUCUUUAGAGAAAUUAAGGUACGUGGUGCGUACAAUGUUCCUGAAGUUGGUGUGCCCACUAUCCUCGUGUGUGCCCCUCACGCAAAUCAGUUUAUCGACCCGGCCUUAGUAAUGGUCCAAACCCGUUUGCUUAAAACGUCAGCUGGGGAGUCCCGGUCUAGAAUGCCCUGCUUUAUCACUGCUGAGUCUAGUUUUAAGAAAAGAUUUAUCUCUCUGUUCGGUCACGCUUUGGGUGGUAUCCCUGUGCCUAGACCCCAAGAUAACCUCAAAUCAGUAGAUGAAAACCUCGAAAUCUACGCUCCAGACUUGAAGAACCACCCGGAAAUCAUAAAGGGCCGUUCUAGGAACCCACAGACGACUCCGGUGAACUUCACAAAAAGGUUUUCGGCAAAGUCUUUACUUGGGCUACCCAACUACUUGAGUAAUGCUCAAAUUAAGGAGAUUCCAGAUGACGAAACGAUAAUCUUGUCUUCUUCAUUCAAAACGUCCAAGUCAAAGGUGGUGGAGCUCUUAACCAACGGUACUAAUUUCAAAUAUGCUGAGAAAAUAGACAACACGGAAACUUUCCAGAGUGUUUUCGACCACUUGCAUACAAAGGGCUGUGUGGGCAUUUUCCCUGAAGGCGGAUCUCAUGACCGUCCUUCGUUGCUGCCUAUUAAGGCAGGUGUGGCCAUUAUGGCUCUCGGCACAGUAGCCGCCGAUCCCAAUAUGAAAGUGGCCGUUGUACCCUGUGGACUGCACUAUUUCCAUCGAAACAAGUUUAGAUCUAGAGCUGUGUUAGAAUACGGCGAACCGAUCGUUGUAGAUGGUAAAUAUGGUGAGAUGUACAAGGAUUCCCCGCGCGAGACUGUUUCCAAAUUGUUGAAGAAGAUUACAAAUUCCUUGUUUUCUGUCACCGAAAAUGCCCCAGACUACGACACUUUAAUGGUCAUCCAAGCUGCAAGAAGAUUAUAUCAACCGCUAAAGGUUAAGUUGCCUCUACCCGCUAUUGUAGAAAUCAACAGGAGACUACUUUUUGGCUAUUCCAAAUUUAAGGACGACCCAAGAAUCAUUCAUUUGAAAGAACUUGUAUAUGAUUACAACAAAAAAUUGGAUUCUGUUGGUUUGAAAGACCAUCAAGUGAUGCAAUUAAAAACUACCAAAUUGGAAGCUUUGAGAUGUUUUGUAAUCCUCGUCACUCGAUUGGUUAAACUUAUCGUUUUUGCUAUACUAUCGCUUCCAGGGUCCAUUCUCUUCACACCGAUUUUCAUUAUUUGUCAUGUAUAUUCUGAAAAGAAGGCAAAAGAGGGUCUGAAGAAAUCGUUGGUUAAGAUCAAAGGAACAGAUUUGUUAGCCACAUGGAAGCUUAUCGUGGCGCUGAUAUUGGCUCCCAUUUUAUAUGUUACCUAUUCAGUUUUACUGAUUUUUUUGGCAGAGAAGCAACAUUAUUACCGUGUUUGGGUUCCUUCCAAUAAUUUAUUUUUGCAAUUCGUCUAUUUCUAUUCUAUAUUGGUUUUCACAACCUACUCCUCUUUGAAAACAGGCGAAAUUGGCGUGGAUCUUUUCAAAUCUUUAAGACCGCUUUUCGUUUCCAUUGUAUAUCCAGGUAAAAAAAUCGAAGAGAUUCAAGCCACAAGAAAGAAUUUGAGUCUGGAAUUGACUGCUGUUUGCAAUGAUUUAGGACCAUUGGUCUUUCCUGAUUACGAAAAAUUGGCCACUGAAAUUUUCUCGAAGAGAGAGGAUUAUGACGUUUCUUCUGAUACAGAGUCGUCUAUAAGCCGUAUGGGUGCUCAACCCAGAAGUCGUUCAUCUUCUAUACAUUCGAUUGGCUCACAAGCUUCUAAUGCACUAUCAAGAGUGAACUCAAGAGGCUCAUUGACUGAUAUCCCAAUCUUUUCUGAUGCAAGGCAAGGACAUUGGAAAAGCGAGGGAGAAACUAGUGAGGAAGAAGACGAAUUUGAUGAGAAAAACAAAGCGACUGCUGAAAUUGCACAAAGAUCUGAUUUGAACAAGGAAAACGGUCGCGAUAUGGACAUAUCCUCGAAGAUUGCUUCACUAGUAAGACAGAAAAGAGAACACGAAAAGAAGGAAUAA